Molecule: messenger RNA, 528 nt
Organism: Miscanthus lutarioriparius
Lineage: Eukaryota; Viridiplantae; Streptophyta; Magnoliopsida; Poales; Poaceae
Source: the annotation of a GenBank genome assembly
AUGGUGGGCAACAACUCGUUGAAGGCUGCCCGCGAUCUGGUUAUGCUGGAGGUGAGGAGGCAUUUCCGUCCCGAGCUGCUGAAUCGUCUGGAUGAGAUCGUGAUCUUCGAUCCCUUGUCCCAUGAGCAAUUGAGGAUGGUCACUAGGCUGCAGAUGAAAGAGGUGGCCUACCGUCUUGCUGAAAGGGGCGUUGCCUUGGCUGUGACUGAUGCUGCAUUGGACUUGAUCUUGUCACUCUCUUAUGAUCCGGUCUAUGGUGCCAAGCCCAUCAGGAGAUGGAUUGAGAAGAGAGUAGUGACGGAGUUGUCCAAGAUGUUGAUCAAUGAAGAGAUAGAUGAGAACUCCACGGUGUCCAUAGACGCUUCUCCCAACAAAGAUGAACUGACUUACAAGGUCGACAUGAACGGAGGACUGGUUAAUGCGCAGACAGGGCAGAAGUCUGACAUUCUGAUCCAGGUUCCUAACGGAGCUAUCAACGGUGGGGCAGCACACACUGUGAAGAAGAUGAGGUUGAUGCAGGAUGAUUAG